ACAACCCGUAGAGGGACGCGCUCAAGCGAUUUAGCAACUGGUUUUAUUUCAUCCUCAAAAACGAACAAGUGAAUAAAGCGCUUGCCAUCCACGAAAUCAAUCGUGAAUUGUGUUUCUCUGUGCUGACGUUUAUUUUCAGUAUCAAUGGCGCCAUACAGCCCCAUUUGGAAGUAUUUUUCUCGUUUAGAAAAUGGCACGUCUGCCGUUUGUGUGUUAUGUCGCAAGGUGAUAUCCUACUCGUCAUCUACAUCGAACCUGAAAAAGCAUUUGCUUAAAAAACAUGAGCAGGCUUACGACGAGAUGAAGAAACUUCCAGUGGGAAUUUACAAACCAUAUAACACUACCUUAAAAGCAGCUCUGGCGGCAUCCAAAACACGCAUAGGAGACCAGGAGAAAAAUCGAGUACAAACGAAACAUGGAACCUACGAAAAAUUAGAUAAAUCAUCUGGGCCUAGAAAAUCCAGUCCAUAUUGGAAUCAUUAUACUAUUCUCAAAAAUGGAGUUUCUGCAAACUGUCAUCACUGCGGCAAGGACAUUGCCUAUUCCGGAACAUCAGGAAGCAACUUGAAAAAACAUUUGGAGAGAAAACACCCCGAAGUUUACACAAACAUGGGAGACAAGUCAGAGGUUCAAGAAUCAUCUGACGAAACUGAAAAUGCUUCGAAAUUCAUGAUUGAUGAAGUACAACCUAUAUCUGAAGAAUACGUAAUAUCCGAAGAAACAUCAAACGAACAAGAAAAACCACCUUCCGAAGGAGAUGAAUCUGAAGGACCGGAAAGUGAGCAAAUAGAAGUCGAAAAGUAUCAUCUGAAAUGGGAUUCGUAUCAACAAAGCAUUAAUCUUUCAUUCUCGAAUCUGUAUAAGAGCGUUCGCUACGCCGAUGUUAUGCUAGUUACUUCCAACGGCGAAGAAAAUUAUACUAUACCUGCGCAUAAGCUGAUACUAGCAACUUCUAGUAUGUACUUUGCCAACAUCUUCGAUAAGACUACUAUUCCACCGAACGCUAUUACCUAUAUAGUUCUUCCUCCUGAUCUCACAUACGGCUCGAUUCAAGUAUUACUUCAAUACAUGUACACGGGCGAAUCGAUCGUGUCGAAUGGUAUUCUGGACGAAGUUUUUCACGGUGGCGAAAUACUGAAGAUUCGCGGACUAUGGGGAACCGACGUUAGAAAGCCAUCUGGUGCCGAAGGGCAUACGAGAGAAACGGUGACAAACGCUGCACAGACAUCUCCUUCUCCAUUGCAACACCAUCGGUCGCAAUGCGCCUCGGUGGUACGAGCAAAUCGCCAUUUCGACGACGAUCCACUCAGGACUCGGUCAAAAUCAUCACAAUUACAACAAUUACGAAAAAUCCGGAGUAAGCCAGCUUCCACUACGGCCGCAUCCCGCAACGUACACUUGCACAAGGGUACCAUAAUGAAAAGGCUACCAAGGACUGAGUCAAAUGAAAUUAUUGGUAUACCACACCAGCAGUUGAGUUCUAAGAACGCAAUGGUAGAAUCUGGCACGAGCAAGUAUGACGAAGAAGUAUGCAGCAGUGAACCAGCUUUUUCCAUAACAAUCGUUGGGACGGACGAAUAUCAAAUGCCAUCGACAUCCACCGAAGAGCCUGUAUCCCCUCCUCUGAAUUGCGAGCUGUGCAGUGCAUCUUUUACAAUGGCCAGUGAAUGGGUUCGACACGUUGAGAAUCACAGUGAAACGAUAGAAAUCUCACCGAAACGUCCACGGCGAACAGAAGAGAUAGCUGGAACCGAUGAAGUGGGACCAUUAAGGUGUGAUUUAUGCAAUACAUACUACAUAACACCGGCAGACUAUAUACGGCACGUACAGAGUAUGCACACGGAAAGAGAACUGACUUCACAAAAAAUUCGAGCCUUUCUAUCAAGGCGUAUUUCUCCGAAGACUCGAUGCUGUUGUUCAGCAGUGGCUAAUGAAGAGGAAGCAUCAGCAACAGGAGAACAAACGCGAAUUAUCUUCCACGAUCCUGAUUGUAAUGGCGAUGAGCUCCCGAAAUAGUUUUGAACAAAGGUGCGAGCUCCAGUGCACAAUGGAAUAAUUUUGAGAAUUAUUACGAAAUAUAAAUCAUGCUUACAAUUUCUAACGCAGACAUAACAAACAGUUGUUAUAAAACAUGAUAAUAGUUCUGUCGUCUUAUUCGUUUCGAAUUUAGGGUUCUGUUCGUAUACAAGUUAUCGAAAUCUACGAACUACAAACAUCUUUUUUGUGGAUGUGACAUUUUCAUACAAUUAACUCUUUAGCUAGUAAUAUUAUCGAAAUAAUAAGAUGAAUGUUAUUUGCUUGUUGAAACGUUUUUUUUAUCCAGUGAUCCAGCGUUAUUGAUUUAGUGACUACCUCUUCUGAUGAUUUCAAUGAAAUGUUUGGUUGGCGUUGAACAUUUCUGUU
Molecule: messenger RNA, 2403 nt
Organism: Anopheles coustani
Lineage: Eukaryota; Metazoa; Arthropoda; Insecta; Diptera; Culicidae
Exons: 9
Coding region: 145-2016 (623 amino acids)
Biological process (GO): regulation of transcription by RNA polymerase II
Cellular component (GO): nucleus
Molecular function (GO): DNA binding; protein binding
Source: RefSeq, a predicted model, not a curated record